GAGUCCCAUUUUCAAAACUUUUUGUUUUUCUCAGAAUCACAGAACAACUUAUGGUCGUUGACUGUUUAGCUAUUCCUCAAUUUAUUCAUUUCUAUUUUUCUUUACAAGCAUUUGAGAAUUCUGCGAAUAUCUUGGUUAUAAAACUAUUAUGCAUGUAAUGGUGCAGGACUGUCUUCAAUUGUUGAACAACCUUCUCCGAACUAAUGCAUCUAAUCAGAUACUACUGAGAGAGACUAUGGGAUUUGACCCCGUAAUAUCAAUUCUGAAGCUACGGGGAAGUACUUACAGUUUCACCCAACAAAAGACAAUUAAUCUACUCAGUGCAUUAGAAACCAUUAAUUUGUUAAUGAUGGGAGGUACAGAGGCUGAUCCUGGAAAAGAUGCAAAUAAGCUAACAAAUAAAGCAACACUGGUUCAGAAAAAAGUAUUGGAUCAUCUUCUUUUGUUGGGUGUUGAAAGCCAGGGGGCACCAGUAGCUGUCCGUUGCGCGGCAUUACAAUGCAUCGGUGAUCUGAUUGUUGGACAACCCAAGAAUCUUGAUAUCCUUGCAACCAAAGUUCUUGGAGAGGAGCCACAAACAGAACCUGCUUUGAACUCUAUUCUUCGAAUCCUUUUGCGGACAUCUAGUAUGCAAGAGUUUAUUGCAGCUGAUUACGUUUUUAAGAGCUUCUGCGAGGUUGAUAACAUGUAUCUGCUCUAUUUUGUCAUUUUCUUUGGUUCCUAA
Quercus lobata is the source of this 724-nucleotide messenger RNA. RefSeq names its product golgin candidate 6-like. The record is from RefSeq and is a predicted model, not a curated record. The transcript has 5 exons. Gene Ontology annotation, biological process: endoplasmic reticulum to Golgi vesicle-mediated transport; membrane fusion; intracellular protein transport. Bases 149 to 724 code for a protein of 191 amino acids. NCBI's taxonomy places the organism in Eukaryota, Viridiplantae, Streptophyta, Magnoliopsida, Fagales, Fagaceae. Gene Ontology annotation, cellular component: Golgi stack; ER to Golgi transport vesicle membrane; endoplasmic reticulum.